Molecule: messenger RNA, 1410 nt
Organism: Bufo gargarizans (Asiatic toad)
Lineage: Eukaryota; Metazoa; Chordata; Amphibia; Anura; Bufonidae
Product: kelch-like protein 29
Exons: 6
Molecular function (GO): protein binding
Source: RefSeq, a predicted model, not a curated record
AUGGAACAGUUGGAAAGACCACAGUUUGGUGGAGCCAAAUUUGACAUGAAGAGGACUGUCGAAGGACAUUGGGUAAAAGUCAACCGGAGAAGUGUAGGAGGAGCAAGACAGAAGACGCCUGUGCUGUCCAAGGCCGAGAAACAGUCACAAGGGCAAUUGCUUGCGACCAGCGUGAGGUGGGGUCAGACUCCUAUCAACCAGUCCACUCCAUGGGAUACUGAGGAGCCUCCAUCUAAGCAGCUGAGAAAAGGGGAAAACCCAGCUACCCCACCUUGGGCAAAGAGCGUCACUGCGGGGACCCAGGCAUCUCUUAUAGCUCACACUUAUGGAAUGACCCAGCCUCCUAUAUAUAGCCAAGCAGCCAACGUCCAAGCUCCCAUCAUAGGUGUCACCCCCACCAUCCCUCCUCACGUCGCCCCACAGUUACCUCUAAUGACUGCUCAUUACCAGCUCCAGCAGCACCAGCAGCCUGCGCAACCUCUGAGCAACAUGGUGGUGAACCUACAGAGCCAAACCAUGUACAGACGCAGUCAGCCAAUAGCUAUGUCCUCCUUGACCGGUGUGGGUCAGGUGCCUCAUCCUGGCCAUACGGCUAUAGGCAAUGGUCACAUGACUUGUCCCAUCCUUCCUCCACCACCACCUGCCCUACCUUCUGCAGCGCUUCCUAACAGUGUGCCAGCUACAAACGGCCAGACCCCUCCGCAGCUGCCUCCCAGCCAACCUUUGACCGCCGAAAACCCAAAUGGUGUUCAGAUGCUACGAACAAUUGGAUCGGGAAAGUAUGAAUUCACCGAUCCUUGGUAUCCUAAAGAAAUGUUGAAGGAACUGAACCAGCAGCGCAGAUCGAAAGAGUUUACAGACCUGAAAAUUAUUGUUGAAGGAAAAGAGUUUGAAGUCCAUCAAAAUAUUCUAGCUUCCUGCAGCUUGUAUUUCAAGGACCUGAUUAAAAGGUCGUCGAAGGAACAAGCUAAAAACGGGGAGAAACUGGAGCUGGCUAUGUCCAAUAUCAAUGCGGAAGUCUUAGAACUGUUACUGGAAUUUGUCUAUACAGGUUCCCUGAUCAUAGAUUCAGCCAAUGCAAAAAUUCUCCUGGAAUCCGCGAGCAAGUUCCAGUUCCACACGUUCUGUAAAGUCUGCGUGUCGUUCUUAGAAAAACAGCUGACUGCCAACAACUGCCUGGGCAUCCUGGCCAUGGCAGAAGCCAUGCAAUGCGUGGAGCUGUAUAAUAUGGCCAAGGCAUAUGCCCUGCAGAACUUCUCAGACGUGGCCAAUCAAGAGGAGAUCCUGAAUAUUUCCAGAGAAGAUUUUGUCUCAUACAUUUCAAAUGACAGUCUGAACACUAAAGCCGAAGAGCUGGUAUAUGAGACCAUGAUCAAGUGGAUCAAAAAGGACCCAGCUAACCGAGCACAG